GCCCCUCCCUGCUGCCAAGGGAACGCCCUUCCGCUCUCAAGUCCGCCUUCUGGGUGGUCCCGGCCCAUAGUCCCGCCCCGUCUGCUCUUCAACUUCCGCUCGCUCGGGGAAAGGCGUCUUCCGGUGCCUCUGCGGGUCUCUCACCCGCGUUAUGUCCUCGCGGAGGCCUCUGCGGGUCUUGUGCCUGGCGGGUUUCCGGCAGAGCGAGCGGGGCUUCCGCGAGAAAACUGGGGCGCUGAGGAAGGCGCUGCGGGGCCGCGCUGAGCUCGUGUGCCUGAGCGGCCCACACCCGGUUCCGGACGGCGCCGGGCCAGACUCUGGACCCCGCCCUCCGGAGGAGCAACCUAAAGGCUGGUGGUUUUCGGAGCAGGAGGCAGACGUCUUCUCGGCCCUGGAAGACCCCGCAGUGUGCAGAGGUCUGCAGGAAGCCCUGGGAGCAGUGGCGCAGGCGCUGAACAAGCUGGGGCCCUUUGACGGACUCCUGGGAUUCAGCCAGGGCGCCGCGCUAGCAGCCCUUGUGUGUGCCCUAGGCCACGUGGGCGAUCCCCGCUUCCCUUUACCAAGGUUUGCCAUCCUGGUGUCUGGCUUUUGCCCUCGAGGGUUUGGCCUCAAAGAACCCUUCCAGCGGGGACCCCUGUCAUUACCUUCACUCCAUGUCUUUGGAGACACUGACCGCGUGAUCCCCUCCCAAGAGAGCAUGCAGCUGGCUAGUCGAUUCUCUGGAGCCAUCACCCUCAUGCACUCCGGUGGCCACUUCAUUCCAGCGGCUGCGCCCCAGCGUCAAGCCUACCUCAGCUUCUUGGACCAGUUUGCAGAGUGAGAGGAACAAAUGUCUCUCCUACAUCCUCUCUCUCUAUGCCCCCCCCAUGGGGACACAUGACCUUAGGAGGACAACUUCUGUAACCCCAGCCCACCCUGUUUUCCUCAACCGCUGGACCUCUACUACUGUGUUCUUCGCCAUCACCAGUUAAAAGAAAGUAUCACUUCAUAGGACUCAGAUUAUACAAGCCCAGCUCUGCACUCAAGAAAAAGGGAAGCUGACAGUCUUAAUGCAUAUGAUGAAAAAAGACAAGUGGGUACUUUGGUGAGAUGAGACCAUGUUGGGGAAAGCAGGAGCUGGAGCCACAGUGGCUGCAACACAAUAAAGUGUCGAUU
Messenger RNA from Erinaceus europaeus (western European hedgehog), 1155 nucleotides. It is a transcript of the gene OVCA2, whose product is annotated as OVCA2 serine hydrolase domain containing. Gene Ontology annotation, cellular component: nucleus; cytoplasm. Gene Ontology annotation, biological process: response to retinoic acid. The transcript has 2 exons. NCBI's taxonomy places the organism in Eukaryota, Metazoa, Chordata, Mammalia, Eulipotyphla, Erinaceidae. The record is from RefSeq and is a predicted model, not a curated record. The coding region runs from base 152 to 820 and encodes 222 amino acids.